Belonocnema kinseyi is the source of this 359-nucleotide messenger RNA. Its product is annotated as putative carbonic anhydrase 3. The transcript is spliced from 3 exons. Bases 1 to 351 code for a protein of 116 amino acids. The record is from RefSeq and is a predicted model, not a curated record. Gene Ontology annotation, molecular function: zinc ion binding; carbonate dehydratase activity. Lineage: Eukaryota; Metazoa; Arthropoda; Insecta; Hymenoptera; Cynipidae.
AUGGAUGUUGGAGAGGUCGGAAUGGAUAUGCCCGUAGAUUUGUUGGACAGCCUGGAAGGAAUAUUAGAUAAGGUGCAAUCUCCAAAUUCGACAGCAGAGAUAACCUCGACUGCCUUAGUAAAUAUUCUAAGUAAUAAUGUGCCACCAUUGGCAUUUUACGAAGGCUCUCUAGAAUAUCCACCUUGCUCGGAAUCUGUGAUUUGGUUUAUAAAUGAUUCUGAAAAUUCUGUUAGUGGCGACCAGCUAAAUGCAUUCAGGAAAAUAAAGUUGGCAAAUGAUGACGUAUCAAAUGUUAGACCUGCACAGGCGUUAAACGAUCGUGAAGUUAAGAGGGUGUAUACUAAGUACUAAAUCUCUGU